Mercurialis annua (annual mercury) is the source of this 1485-nucleotide messenger RNA. RefSeq lists its product as uncharacterized. Lineage: Eukaryota; Viridiplantae; Streptophyta; Magnoliopsida; Malpighiales; Euphorbiaceae. The coding region runs from base 1 to 1485 and encodes 494 amino acids. The record is from RefSeq and is a predicted model, not a curated record. The transcript has a single exon.
AUGGCGAUGAAUCUUGAUGAAUCUGUAUCUAGUCCUUUUUACUUACAUCCCAGUGAAAAUCCUUCGGCAAUGCAUGUUACUAUGCAGCUGAAUCCCACGAAUUACCAUACAUGGAACAGAGCUAUGAGAAUGGCUUUACUUUUGAAGAAUAAACUGAAAUUUGUUGAUGGAUCGAUUCCAGUGCCAGAUCAAAAUGAUAGAUGUUAUUCUAUGUGGGUGAGAUGCAAUAAUAUGGUCAUUUCUUGGAUCUAUAGAGCUUUGACUCCUUCGAUAGCGCAAAGUGUAAGUUUUCUGAACUAUGCUUUAGAAAUUUGGGAGAAUUUGAAAGAGAGGUUCUCUCAAGGUGAUGCAGAUAGAAUUUCUGAUCUACAAGCUGAGAUAUGCAUGAUAAAACAAAAUACAAUGUCAGUUUCUGAAUAUUAUACAAAUUUGAAGAUUCUUUGGGAUGAAUUUAAAAAUUUUAGACCUAUACCAAUCUGUUCAUGCAUUCCUAAAUGCAGUUGUGGUGGAUAUGAGUUGAUUAAGAGAUAUCCGGAUAAUGAUUAUGUGAUUCGUUUCAUAAAAGGAUUAAAUGAAAAUUUUGAGACAGUGAGAUCUCAUAUUCUUCUUCUUGAACCAUUACCUCCAAUUAAUAAAGCUUUUGCCAUGGCUUUGAGACAUGAAAGACAGAUUGGACUAUCAAAGAUUGAUAAUGUUGAUUCAGCUGAUGCUCAUGCUUUUGCUGCUGAGAGUGUGAAAUAUGAUCACAAUGCUUGCUAUAGUAAAGUGAAUUCUGGUUUUCAGAAGAAGUUUUUCAAUACACAAGGAAAAGUGAUGCUUUGCUCUCAUUGUGGGAAGACUAAUCAUACUAUUGAUAGGUGUUAUAGAAAACAUGGAUACCCUCCAGGUUUCUUCUCGAGAUUCAGAUCAAACACUCCUGGUUAUGCAAACCAGGUUGAUUCUGGCUAUGAAGAUACUGAACCUAUUGUUGAUACUAAUACUGCUGGUCCUAGUAAAUGGAAUUCAAACAAUAAUCAUGUUGUUGCUGCUCCUGUUUCAACUCCAGCAUUUCCUUUUACUCCAGAACAGUGUUCUCAGUUGUUAGCCAUGCUACAACAAACUACUGAUCCAUCAUCAUCUUCACAACAUGCUGCAUCUUAUCAUAAUGCACAUGUUAAUACAGCUUCUGCAAAGUUUUCAACUCCAAAGCCAUUUUCUGCUAAGUCACAAAAUCCAACUCAGCCAACUUACUCAGGUAUAAUUCAUACUUGUCUAUUGUCUACUAAGUUCUCUAAAAAUGGUUGGUUAGUAGACACAGGUGCCACAGACCACAUUGUUUGCUCUCUUGAUUGUUUCAUUGAUUAUAAACCAAUUACUGGUGUCUUUAUCAAUCUUCCAAACAACAAUCAUGUUCUUGUCACUCAUAUAGGAACAGUGACAGUUUUCUCUACAUUAACCCUCACAAAUGCCCUCUAUGUCCCUCAAUUUUAUUACUUAAACCAUUAA